AUGCAAGUCCAGGAGUGUCCAUAUCCUUUUGUUUGUAGUGAAUACUCAACAUUGAAUUUGGAAUGGAUACGAGCUGAUGCAUUGAUGCCGACAAAUAAUUAUGCAGCAUUUUCUCAUAGUUUGAGUGGAACGAUGGUAUUAUCAUUGAUCUUGACGGUAUUAUAUGUGAUGAUACAGGGAAGAGGAAAGAGAUCGUUCCUGUCACUGUUCUCAAUCAUGUUCAUGGGAGUUUUUUCUCACUGGUUACUAGAUGUAGUCGUCCAUCGUCCAGACAUGAGUCUUUUCCCUCCUUUCACUCAAACAUUGAUUGGAAUGGGAGCUUGGCAUUAUUGGUCAAGAUUGUCCAAUCUUCUCUUGGAAUACUCAUGUGUUUAUAUUGGACUUGCUGGAAUCAUUGCCACAAGAAUUAUGAACUCGGGCAUGAAGGGAACUUCAUGGAGCUUCUGGAUUGCCUGUGGAUUAUUUACCAUUGUUGCAACUGUGUUAAAUUACGUAGCUCUCUAUGAUGAUACGGCAAGGAAAAUUGCUAGUACGGCUGUGGAUCAAGCAGUGUUGCAACCAGAUCAUGCCACUCCUGUUUGUUUCUCCUACUUGAUUUCAAUUUCCAUCUCAUACUUUAUGGACUCUUCACAGAUGUCAUUUGAGAAAUCAACAGAUGUGAAGAUCAAAAACACAACUCAGGCUUGUACUCCUUUAAAUCAGUACCAUCAUGAUUCCAUCAUAACUCCAGAACAACCAGCGACCAUGAGUAAGGCUUCACCUUGCCAAUCAGACAAAUCAACUCCCGUGGACUCUGCUCACGGCUCUUCACCUCAUUCCACUCAUGAUGGCCAGAGCUGUAAUCUUCAACAUGAUCAAGUUACUACUCCAAUCAAGAAGAAAAGUCAAAGGCUUGCUAUUUCUCCUUUCCAAAACACCGAGAGCAGUGAUUUCAAUCAAAAUGAGUCUCAUACCAAGCCUUGCACCAACAACAAAUUGAAGGAACAUUCUUCAAAUAGCUCACCUCUCUUGUCUGAUAUUUCUCCUUCUUACUCUUCAUUGGAAAGUGAUGAAGCGGAAUUGGACAUGUUAGCCUUUACUUCUCCAAUCGUAGAUCCAAGAACCAAUCACUUUGGAACCAUUCGUGGAGGAGCUCGAAUGGAAGAUUGCACGUUGGAAGAGGUUGACGGUGCAUUGAACCAUUUACAACUUCCAUCCAAAAACAAUUCUUCUUCACCAGAAGGAACCUCCUCCCAUGCUCUUGUUGAUGAAUUCACAGAGAGUGAUCAAUCGUCAUUAACAACUAAAAGUGAUGAUAUUUGUUUCACUCCAAGCCCACCCAUGUUGAGAGAGCAACAAGCAAUUCCUGAAUGGAGAAUUAAGGAUGAUAAGGAAGUAGCGUCUUCUCCUUCUGAUCUGUUCUCUGCUUUUGGAUCAACAAGAACUCCUGAUAAAAGAAGAGUCUCCAAGAUUUCACCUUCGUCUGGUACUUCUUAUGGUACCAUGAGCGCGAAUUCGAUCACUACACCAAACAAGUGCAAAGGAGCUUGGUUCAAUACCGGUUCCAACAGGUCAACACCACAAGUAUCAAGUUCAGACAAAAGUUUUCUGAGGUCGCCACUUUCCAAAGCUUGUGAAGAAGUGAAAACGAUCAGUAGACCCAUGCACGAACAAUUUCCAAUGGAGGUUAACAAGUUGCUUCACAAAUGGACUCACUUACAAAGACAUGCACCUCAUGCACUCCACGUACACUGUGCUAUUCUCAAGCAGAAAGCUCCUUGUCCUUCUCUAGUCACAAAUGCUUCUUCAUUCGAUUUUGAAUGCAAGUACAGACUCUUGAACCACGAGGGAGUUGUCUUGACGUCAAUCGGAACAAGUAACAGCAGGGUUCGAGCAAGAAAUAUGGCUGCCACAAGCAUGUUGAUUCAGCUUUAUCCAGAAUUUCAGGGAGAUGUGUUGCAAAUCAUGAAGCAUUUGGAUCAACAACUCAAAGAGAAGAAUAUUAAUCUGAGAAAGAUUAUUACCGACGAGAAUGAUGUUGCACACCAAGAAGAGACAUUCAAACUGAUUGAUGAAAAGGUCAUUAAGGAAGGUUUCAACCCAACUUCUACUGUCUGCACUCGUAAUGAAUCUCCACAUGGUGAAGGAACAAACAAAUGCAGUGACACUACGAAUUCACAAUUGACUGCCCAAAGCCCAUCCGAAAAUCCUUACGGUAGAGUUGGACCAUUUCCAAUGUUUGACCAAGUUACUGGUCUUCCAUUUCCUUUAGAGGAACCCAUUAAGGUACUCAAUGAAGUAAUCCAUUUGAAAGGUUUCAACUAUCCAACAUGUCGCCAUAAGGAGUUUCCAUCAAGCGAAGUGAUCUCUGGCCAACCUGCACAACACGGCGAAGGUGAAUUAGUUUUGAAUCGUCUCCCUACCAUUCAUUCAAUCAUUAUGGUUUUAGAAACUCACAAAGGAGUUUACUAUUCGGAAGGAAAAGGAUAUGACGUUCGCCAAGCAAAGAGUGAAUGCGCUUGGAAAAUGCUAAACUAUUUGUUCCCUUAUCUCAAUGGAAACUGGGCUCUCAUUUUGAACCAAAUCGAAAGAUUACGGGAGCAAAAGAGAAAGGAAAAGUUGCAAAAGAGAGAAUUUGGAGCUAAAAGAAAGCUUGACUUCUCCAACAUGAUGCCCACUGACGUAGGUUCAUCUGGAGUAUCAACUACUGGUCCUCCCCAAACAUCAACUGGAGAAGGAAAUGUGAAUUUGGAUGGAAAACUCAAGCAAACAAGUUCGAACUCAGCCACAGUGAGCGCACACAACCAAGUGCCUUCAUGUAAGAGUUGUGCUGUCACAUCCAUUCCUGUCCCUCCUCAACCAUUCAACAACAAUGGAUACCCCUUCUAUUUCAUUUCACCUGAGGGAAUUCCAUUGCAGACUCAACAACAUUUUCCCCCCAACAACAUGAUGAUGGUUCCGCCCAUGUAUUACCCACCCCCUCCAUCUUCACAAUUUUUCAAUCCAUACGUUCAUCAUCAGGUAAUGAGUAGUACUCCUCACCAUGCAAAUGUGUAUCAUCAUCCAUUUGGGUUUUUGCCUCAACAACCUAGCUCGUAUACUCCUCAACACGGACCAUUCUGGUUUUCAUAUGGAGGAUUUCAACAACAACCGCAACAACAUUCACCAAACUUUGGAUUUAUCCAACCAAGUUCAAAUGAUACCAACAAGAAGAAGUAG
This is a messenger RNA of Naegleria lovaniensis, 3198 nucleotides long. RefSeq lists its product as uncharacterized. The transcript has 2 exons. The record is from RefSeq and is a predicted model, not a curated record. NCBI's taxonomy places the organism in Eukaryota, Heterolobosea, Eutetramitea, Acrasida, Naegleriidae. The coding region runs from base 1 to 3198 and encodes 1065 amino acids.